Paramuricea clavata is the source of this 1070-nucleotide messenger RNA. The record is from the annotation of a GenBank genome assembly. Lineage: Eukaryota; Metazoa; Cnidaria; Anthozoa; Malacalcyonacea; Plexauridae.
UAGCAAGAGAGAGCAACUUUUUACAACAGCAGCGUAAAUAAAAAUGAGAGUGUUGCCAGUAGUUCUAACUUUGACUCUUGUUACAACGCUUAGUGCAGUAAGUAUACAUAAGUAAUUUGUUUGUGAACUAAUUGUAGUCUACUACUUAAUUGUAAAUAAAUGAAAUACAUUUUUAUCCAUAGAGCUACUAAUUUUUAGUCUAGGUAGGCAAGUCUUCUGUAUGUUUGAUGUGUGACUUAAUAUAGACGCACUCAUGACAAAAUGAGAGAGAAUAUUAAAUUUACACAAAUUUUACGCGCCAUUAAUUGGGUGUUUUAAUGUUUGGGAUAAACACGCAGUAAAUCGAGUUACAUUUUCGUGACUCUAUUAAUUUUGACACGGCUGAAACAGAUUCUAUAUCCUGCAUUCCUGCUAUCGUUGUUCACUCCCUUCAAUAAUAUUCCGUACGUUGUCUGCAGAAUUAUUUAAUCGACGACCCUGACUGGACCUCUAGAGAAAACAAUGUGGAACUGAUACUGUUAUUCAGUAUCACUAAAUGUAUGGCAGAGCUGUCUAAAUCUCAAUUUAAACACAUCAGGUAAAUCCAUACGAUCCUGGCAUUUGCACAAAAAAGAAGAGAGGAAAAUUUAUGGUUGUCAAAGAUUAUGGUGAUGACGAUAAAAUCGUGGUUUGUGUUGAACAUCACGGAAAAUAUAAAUGGGAUAUGAUCAAUGGUAUUUAUGUACAAGUAACUUAUUAAAUUAAAUAUUUAAAUAACAUUGCUUAAAAGGUGACUGUGUGGCUUUCUCUACCUGUCUUGGCUUGCCACCCUGGGGAGGGGGGAGUACACCCCACAACUUGAAUAUUUUGCCACGAGUAUAAAUUUCUUACUCUUACUAUUAUGAUAAUAAAAAAUAAUUCGAACUUUUGUAACAAAUUAGACUAAUUGUUGCCCUUGAUCAUGUUAUUGCUCAGGUUAUUCGUAUGGCAACUAUUUUGAUCCAGCAAAAGAUUGUUCAGAUGUUGUUGAUAAUGUUCCAAAAGCUAAGAGUGGAGUUUACUGGAUUCAAACAGUAAAGGGCCCGGUCAAA